Boleophthalmus pectinirostris (great blue-spotted mudskipper) is the source of this 1966-nucleotide messenger RNA. RefSeq names its product nuclear respiratory factor 1 (gene nrf1). The transcript has 12 exons. Gene Ontology annotation, cellular component: nucleus. The record is from RefSeq and is a predicted model, not a curated record. Gene Ontology annotation, biological process: regulation of transcription by RNA polymerase II. The coding region runs from base 144 to 1688 and encodes 514 amino acids. Gene Ontology annotation, molecular function: RNA polymerase II cis-regulatory region sequence-specific DNA binding; DNA-binding transcription factor activity, RNA polymerase II-specific. Lineage: Eukaryota; Metazoa; Chordata; Actinopteri; Gobiiformes; Gobiidae.
GUUCAGAGCAUCGCAGUGGGCGCUGUUGUAGUGUCUCCGUCCUCCAUUUGUGCUGGAUCAUCUGUACACGGCGCAGGCCCGGAGUAGCGCAGCCGCUCUGAGUCUUCAUUUGCUUUGAGCUGUGAUCGACCUGCUUUGCUGUUAUGGAGGAGCACACAGUUCACCAGACGGAGCACAUGACCACCAUCGAGGCCAGCGCGGUCAGCCAGGUCCAGCAGUCAUUAUUUCCUGAGUUUGUCCAGGUGCACGUGGCCACAUACACAGAGGCGUCCAUGCUGAGUGCAGACGAGGACUCCACGUCGUCCCCCGAUGACGACCCGUACGACGACACAGACAUCCUCAACUCGGCGGGGACUGAUGAGGUCACCGCACAUUUGGCUGCCGCAGGACCUGUUGGCAUGGCGGCCGCAGCAGCUGUAGCUACAGGAAAGAAAAGGAAAAGACCACAUAUUUUUGAAUCAAAUCCGUCAAUUCGCAAGAGGCAACAAACUCGGCUAUUAAGGAAACUCCGAGCCACACUAGACGAGUACACUACCAGAGUGGGUCAGCAGGCCAUAGUUCUGUGUAUCUCUCCCUCCAAACCAAACCCAGUGUUCAAGGUUUUUGGGGCUGCUCCUCUCGAGAAUGUGGUGAGAAAAUACAAAGGCAUGAUGCUGGAGGACCUGGAGAACGCCCUGGCCGAGCACGCUCCGUCGGGGGGAGAGCUGGCGUCAGACCUGCCCCCCCUCACCAUCGACGGCAUCCCUGUGUCUGUGGACAAGAUGACUCAGGCCCAGUUACGAGCGUUUAUCCCAGAGAUGCUGAAGUACUCGACGGGCAGAGGGAAGCCGGGCUGGGGGAAGGAGAGCUGUAAGCCGGUGUGGUGGCCCGAGGACAUCCCCUGGGCCAACGUCCGCAGUGACGUGAGAACAGAGGAGCAGAAGCAGAGGGUGUCGUGGACGCAGGCUCUCCGCACAAUCGUUAAAAACUGUUACAAGCAGCACGGGCGCGAGGACCUGCUCUACGCUUUUGAAGAUCAACAAGUGACCACUGCCACAGCAACACACGCUCACCUGACCGCCGCCCAGAGCAUAGCACACCUGGUGCCCUCCCAGACGGUGGUCCAGACCAUCAACAACCCCGACGGGACUGUGUCGCUCAUACAGGUUGGCACAGGUCACACAGUGGCGACUCUGGCAGACGCCUCAGAGCUUCCUGGAGUCACAGUGGCACAAGUCAAUUACUCCACUGUCACCGAUGGAGAGGUGGAGCAGAACUGGGCGACUCUUCAGGGCGGAGAGAUGACCAUCCAAACGACUCAGGCCUCAGAGGCGACGCAGGCCGUGGCGUCUUUGGCCGAAGCCGCUGCUGUGGCAGCCGGACAGGAGAUCCAACCCGGAGCUACGGUUACCAUGGCGCUCAACAGUGAGGCAGCCGCUCACGCUGUGGCCACUUUGGCCGAGGCGACGCUUCAAGGCGGAGGACAGAUCGUCCUCGCAGAGACGGCCGCCGCGGUCGGAGCGCUGGCCGGGGUCCAGGACGCCACAGGUUUGGUGCAGAUCCCCGUGAGCAUGUACCAGACCGUAGUGACCAGUUUGGCGCAGGGUAAUCGGCCGGUGCAGGUUGCCAUGGCACCGGUGGCGACUCGGAUCGACAACACUGUGACUCUGGACGGACAGGCUGUGGAGGUCGUGACCCUGGAGCAGUGAUACAGGCUCCUAAAGUCCAGAACAGAGAGGGGAGGGGGAGAGAACGCUAGAGUGGACUUUCUGUAAACACGUGCUGCCAUUUGCAAUAGGUCUGGUUCACGUUUAGGCCUGUCACGAUAAGACUGAAGUGCUAUAUGAGAAUGAUAUUGAAACUAAUUUUAUACGACCGACACAAUAACCCUAUGUAACCGUCAUAAUGUCACCUGCGUGUUUCUGUGGGUAUGUCAUUGCUCUGUCUGAAAUAUUCCACAGUGUGACAUUAAACAGAUCUACUUAUA